Alternaria ethzedia is the source of this 447-nucleotide messenger RNA. RefSeq lists its product as uncharacterized. Bases 1 to 447 code for a protein of 148 amino acids. The record is from RefSeq and is a predicted model, not a curated record. The transcript has a single exon. NCBI's taxonomy places the organism in Eukaryota, Fungi, Ascomycota, Dothideomycetes, Pleosporales, Pleosporaceae.
AUGACCACGAUGACCACCCAAGACCUUUUGAUCGACGUCCGCUCCCCAGCCGAGUUCUCGACCGGCUACCUUACCACCGACAUCGCACCCACCGUAAACAUUGAAUACCAGGUCAUCGAUCAACUACCCGAAAUCUACGCAGCGAAAGGCAUAAAUGUGGGAAAAGACGAUCGAAUUACGCUGUAUUGUCGGAGUGGAAGACGCUCGGGUAUUGCGCUGGGAAGGCUAAGGGAGAUGGGGUUCAAGAGCGUGAGGGAUAUCGGAGGCUUCGACGAGGCCAGAAAGGUGUUGGAUCGCGAACAGGUCCAAAGGCAGUUGGAUUCCGAGCUAGAGAAGAGCAUGGUACAUGAUGCUAAAGAUGCAGGGAGUGGUGAGGAUCCGAAGAAGCAUGUUAGGGUCAAGAGCUUUGGCGCGUUGGUCGACGGAUUGAAGGCACUCGAAGAGUGA